Menidia menidia (Atlantic silverside) is the source of this 1863-nucleotide messenger RNA. The record is from the annotation of a GenBank genome assembly. Lineage: Eukaryota; Metazoa; Chordata; Actinopteri; Atheriniformes; Atherinopsidae.
UGCGCUCUCGCCCUGUUCCUGAGCGCCCACACCGUGCCUCGGACAGGGGAGGGAGGGAGGAGUCGCGGAGAGGGGAGGUGGAUAGAUAGAGAGAGCGUGUGUUUAUGUCUCAGUGUGUGACAAAUAAGAGGGAAAAAGAGGGUAGCGCUUGGGCACACAACAAAGCGCCCGGCUGACUGACUGACGCGUAGGGUGCACAGAUCCGGAGAGGCAGUCCACUCCCAGGGAUGACAACACGCCACAGGAUCUACUUUCAACCCACUGUGUGUUUAAACCUGAAAGUUUUUGCCCGGUGGUAGAGGAGAGGACGUCUGCUGUCAACUUCUCGACGAACACAAGAGUUUGUUUUUUUUUGCCUGCGAAAAUGCAGAGACCGGGCGGUCAAGGGACCGCGUUCUCAAUCGAUUCCCUGAUAGGGACCCCUCAGCCCAGACCGGGACACCUGCUCUACACGGGCUACCCCAUGUUCAUGCCGUACAGACCUCUGGUCAUCCCGCAAGCUUUAUCCCACUCGCCUUUAUCGUCCGGUAUACCUCCACUGGCGCCGCUGGCUUCGUUCGCGGGGAGGCUCACCAACACGUUCUGCGCAAGUUUGGGGCAGGGAGUGCCCUCCAUGGUCGCGCUCACCACCACGAUGCCGAGUUUUUCGGAUCCCCCGGACAGUUUCUACCCACCGCAGGAACUGCCCGGUCCCAGGCUAAGCGCCGCAGACCCGGGGGCGAGGAGGCAGGAGAGUCCGCACUCUGAAGAACUGCACAGCCGGGACAAGAGCUCCGACCUGCUGAACUUCUCAGAAACUUUCCAAACAAUAUCAGGUGAGACCAAACUGUACAGCUCGGACGACGAGAAGCUGGACCUAAAAUCCGCAGACGCCGUCUGCAGCGACCGGGAGGACAGCUCCGCGGACAGCGAGAACGAAAGUUUCUCGGACGGGAACAACUGCGGCUCCCUGUCCCAGAAGAGCAAACUGAAAACGGGCUCUCAGGAGGCGCUGCCCACCGGCAGCUCGGCGGGGAAGAGCCGGCGGAGACGAACGGCUUUCACCAGCGAGCAGCUGCUGGAGCUGGAGAAGGAGUUCCACUGUAAAAAAUACCUCUCCCUCACCGAACGCUCGCAGAUCGCGCACGCACUCAAACUGAGCGAGGUGCAGGUGAAGAUCUGGUUUCAGAACCGCAGGGCCAAGUGGAAACGGAUCAAAGCCGGCAACGUCAACAACCGGUCGGGAGAACCGGUGAGGAAUCCCAAAAUCGUGGUUCCCAUCCCGGUGCACGUCAACAGGUUCGCCGUGAGGAGUCAGCACCAACAAAUAGAGCAGGGGACCAGACCGUGAACUCAGACGAAAAAAAAAUCAGAAAAUAUGAAUAAUAUAAACACUUAUAGUGACUCUUCUACAGAUUUUUUUUUUCUCGAACGCAUGAAGCACAAAAAGGAGGAUUGAGUUUUUUUCUUUCUUUCUUUCUGAGAGGUGAGAUUGUGGACUUGCUCACAAACAGUCAAGUCUUUGGCAAUAUGUUGUCAUCGUUAUUUAUUAUCAUGUGGAUAUGUAAAUAUUGGGUUUAAAAAAACAAGAUACAAAUGGGCACUAAGAGAUGUAACUGUAAAUAUUUUCUAAGUAUUUAUAUGUAGGGCCAAAACGUUCUGUUGUUUCUGUGCAUGUCCUCAUUUGGUGAACAAAUUCUUGAUUUUAUGUUUCGUACGAUUUGUUGACCACGUUUGCAUGUAAUUGAAGAUGUUUUACAUUUUGUUUGGCAGGUGUAGGAAGCACCUUGGAGAGCUAUUUGUGGGGGACAAAUAUGUGAAGGAAAUAACGAACCAACAAGGGACAACUGUAAAAUACAAUUGACCUAAUAAAUCGCUUUAUAC